Molecule: messenger RNA, 4070 nt
Organism: Sitodiplosis mosellana (orange wheat blossom midge)
Lineage: Eukaryota; Metazoa; Arthropoda; Insecta; Diptera; Cecidomyiidae
Product: sodium- and chloride-dependent glycine transporter 1-like
Exons: 12
Coding region: 2038-4032 (664 amino acids)
Biological process (GO): sodium ion transmembrane transport
Cellular component (GO): membrane
Molecular function (GO): glycine transmembrane transporter activity
Source: RefSeq, a predicted model, not a curated record
GUUGUAAAGUCAGUCUAGACACAGACUUUUGAGGACUAGACUGAUUGUUGACUAGCGACAAAAUGCCUGACACUCGAAACCAAAUUGUGAGAGAAGUGAAAACUCGUUUAUAAUUAUCUUAUAAGUGACGUAUGAUACCAACAAAUGUGAAUUCGAUUAUUAUUGACGUAUUAAUACUUAUCGAACACAAUACAAUUAUCGGGUACAUCACGUGGAAAAUAUUUGUGUUGUUUCAUUUUGUUAAUGAAAAAUCGGCAAAACUGAUUGAUUGUUGUAAUUUAGAUUGAUAUAUUCACAGAAUUCAUUUUGACCCCAAAGCAAUUUUUUUUUUCCACAAGAAUAACCACUUGAAAUGUUUGAUUGUUUGGCGUGUAUGAUCAUUGAAUCGAAUAAAAAACGAUUUCUAACUUAGCAAUUAAAUUGGAAAUGUCAUUUGAUCAUCGACAUUUUCGAAGAAUUGACAAUUUGAAUCAUAGUAAACAAUAUUUUCUGUCGGUGAUUAUCUGCAUACAGUUUUUUUUCUUCGAAAAUUGGAUACUUCGUACGAAAUUGAAUUCAUUUGAGAAAUAAAGUUACAAAUUUAUUACGUUUGCAAUCAUUUCAUUGCCAUUUGUUAUUUUCGGCACAAAACCAUUUAGAUAAAGAAAGGUGAUUUAAAUGAAAACAGCGAACGAACAGAGAAAAAAAAAUCGGUACGAACACGCGUCGCGAUUUUUUCUUCAAAACAACCAAUUUCAAUACAAUCUUCCUCAAUCCAUCAUGUCAAUAGUUUAAUUGUGAUGGUUGUGAUGGUGAUAAAAUUGAAUAUAUGACGAACAAUGAAAUCACGAGUGAUGAACUACAAUGUGCUAUUUUGGAUGAUUUAUUGAAUCAAGUCCGUUAAAAAGACAAUGUCAUAAACAAAUAAAUAUGGAUCUGAUAUUGUGUUCGAAAUAAUACACAGAAAUGAUCCGUUAUCUCACUAUCAAUAAUAUUGUAUUUGAAUUCAAAUAUUUAACAAACGCAAAUACGAAUACAAAUACAAAUACAAAUUAGAGUAAAGAGCACGAAAGCAAACAAAUACACACACACAGAGAGAGAGAGAGAGAGAAAAUCGAAAAUGCGAAAAUGUGUUUGUGAAUUUUCGCAUUAUUUGAUUGCAUUUCAAUGGAUCGAAGAGCAUGGCAGUUCACAGAAAUCAUUCAAUUAUACACAAAUGCUAAGACACUCACACUCUGUAGUGUAAAGUAUAGGUGCUUCGAACAAUGCCGGCGAAUGUUGAAUGUAAAGAGUGCGACUGAGAAAGAAGAGAGAGGGAGACAAAAAUACUCACACUCCAAUCGCUUAUACACGAAUCAGUGCGAAAAAAAGGAACGGUAAACACGAAUAAAGUUGAAAAAGAAACUAUGAAGAUAAAAAACGAAUCGAAAGUAAAUAGAUCUAUUUUUUUUCUCAUUUGAAGUUUCACAAACUGAUAAUCAAGCCUAAUACAUCUUUUAGUGCCAUUCGACUGUGAACGUAUUUCAUGGCACAUUUCAUUGAUUUUCACACAAAAAAAAAGCAACCAUUCAGUUGAAGUCAAGUGAUAUAUUGAGUUGGCGUGUCAUCACUUAUUCCAGUCAUUGAUUGAAUGCUGUUUUUAAUUGACAAGUCAUCACAUUCUUUCUCUACAAAAAAUGUCAAAUGGAUACUCAAUUACAUCUGUGUAAAAGCGUCACCUUCAUAUAAAUUAUAAUUUUGGAUAAAUUUAAGUAUCAGACGUGUUCUAGCUUCCACAGUGAAUGGACUUGCCGAUCAAAUAAUACAACAGAAAUUGAUGAGAACGAGAAAAUAACGCGAGUGUACACCGUUUUCUAUUAAUUUGCUGCUAUUUUAUGUGCCGGUGAGAAUUUGCAACACACAAUAAGCAGUCGAUUAAAUGACACAAAUAGUUGCAUGUGCCCGUGUGUGCUAUUGUUCGAUAAAAUGAAGUGAUUUAUAGUGUAAAAUUCAUGGAAAAACCGUAAACAGAAUUUAGAAAGAAAACAAGAAAACAGCUGACAAAUAUAUAGCACAAAGAUGAAUGCAGAAAAAAUUAUAGACAACAAAUCCGCAAUGAACAAAAAAUCAAUGAACACCGGCCAAAACAUGCAAACGACAACAGAUAACACCAAUGAUGAAGACAACACAUCCCAUGGUGGUUGGAAAAAUCCAAUCGAGUUCUUAUUUGCCUGCAUAAGCUAUGCAAUCGGACUGGGGAAUGUCUGGCGUUUUCCCUACUUGGCGUAUCGAAACGGGGGAGGAGCAUUUUUGGUGCCAUAUAUCUUGAUGGUGUUUGUAAUUGGUAUACCGAUAUUUUUCUCGGAAUUAUUUGUGGGUCAGUACAGUGGAUUAGGUCCAAAUCAAGCAUAUGAAUAUUUAGCACCCUUCUUCCACGGUUUGGGAUAUUGUACAUUGGUUGUCAUUACAUUUGUCACCAUUUACUACAUGGUUAUUAUAUCUUGGAUUGUAUUUUACUUUGUUGCGUCAUUUUCACCAAAACUCGGCUGGGGCUACUGUGAUCACGAAUACAAUUCCAAUGAUUGCUACAGCAGCUUAGAAGAUAACAAUUGUUCAAAGAACGGUACCGAACAUGACAUGAUAUAUUAUAACAAAACGUGUACGAGCAUCGCAUCGAUUUGCGGAAAUAAUUCCUAUCAGGGAAUAAAUGCAUCCUACUGUCUUAAUACAGCAACUAAUCAACCGGUACCGAUACUAAAUGUGAUCAACAGAACGCUGGCAUCCGAAGAGUACUAUUACGAAAAUGUUUUGGGAAUUGGAGAUGCAAGCUUUUCUGAUUUCGGCUAUCCACGAUGGCAAUUGGUGAUAUGCUUGGCAUUUGGAUGGCUUAUUGCAUUUCUGUGCCUAUCCAAGGGUAUUAAAAGCGCCGGUAAGACUGUGUUCUUCAUGGUGAUCUUCCCAUAUGUCAUCCUAACCGCCUUACUGAUUCGAAGUAUGACUUUGGAGGGCGCCAUGGAUGGAGUCAUGUUUUAUAUAAGGCCCAAAUGGUCGAAGAUCUUAGAGGCUCGUGUGUGGGGUGAUGCAGCAUCACAAAUAUUCUAUUCAUUUGGUCUCGGAUGUAAUUCAUUGGUCACAUUCGCUUCAUACAGUAGUUUUAAGAAUAAUCUUCACACCGACACCAUAGUUGUGUCGUUUAUGAAUGUAUUUACGGCUAUAUUUUGUGGAUUCGCUGUGUUUUCCAUGCUUGGAUUCAUGGCCAAUAGUCUCGGUAUUGGCGUCGAUAGCGUUGUACAAGAUGGUCCAGGUUUAGCGUUCAUCGCAUAUCCGGAAGCCAUCCUACAAAUGCCACUGAAACAUUUAUGGGCCGUUUUAUUCUUUUUCAUGAUGUUCGUGCUUGGAAUGGGUUCACAGUUUGGUGGUAUUGAAGCAUUGUGUUUGGCAAUCACGGAAAAAUGGCCACAUCUGGUCGAUCAUCAUUGGAGAGUUACAGCUGGUGUUUGUAUUGCAUGCUUUCUAGCUGGCAUUCCAAUGCUUUGUAAUGGAGGCAUAUAUAUAUUUACAUUAUUAGAAUGGCAUACAGCAUCGUGGGCAAUCCUUUUGCUUGGCAUUGCCGAGGUUGUCGUACUCUCUUGGGUAUACGGAAUUGAUCGUACAUUUGAUAACUUAUCACAAAUGAAUGUGCGAUUAACCGGCUUUGUUCGAGCUUACUGGUGGUGUGCAUUGAUGUUUGUGACGCCGAUCGCCUCAUUCGCGGUGUUCAUUUUCAUAAUGUUAAACAUGGAACCAACCCGUUUUAGGAACUACACUUUCCCCGUAUGGGCUGAUUUAUUAGGCUGGGGCGUUGGAUUCAGUACAUUACUUCCAUUCAUUAUCUUUGUUGUGUAUCAUUUGUGCAGAGGAGAGAGUCUGCGUUCAUUGUUCCAAACAUCACCACACUGGAAACCACAAGAAAGUGCCGGACCAAUUGAUGAUUUACCCGCAUCACCCCAACCAAAGAAAUCCUCAAGCUGGAAAUGUUUUGCAACACCAGUUGCGAUAGUUAAGCGUCGUUUUGGUUGUCAAUCCAAAGCUUAAUACAAAUAAAAAAUAUAAAUUUUUUUUUAGUAAUUUAA